Molecule: messenger RNA, 1143 nt
Organism: Trypanosoma grayi
Lineage: Eukaryota; Euglenozoa; Kinetoplastea; Trypanosomatida; Trypanosomatidae
Product: miltefosine transporter beta subunit
Exons: 1
Coding region: 1-1143 (380 amino acids)
Cellular component (GO): endoplasmic reticulum; Golgi apparatus; plasma membrane
Source: RefSeq, a predicted model, not a curated record
AUGAUUUCGGAUGUGAAGGAUCCUUUAGAGGGAAAGGGACGCAUCUCAAGUUGUCUUCAGAAGGUGUUCCGGAGUAAGUAUCCGAAGCACGGCGAGUGCCCUGUUUUUAUGACUCUGGCGUUGGUGGCCAUAACGUUUAUACCUAUUGGCGUUGUUGUUAUCAAAGCAAGCGAUGCCAUUUUUGAGUUGAAAAUUCGAUACGACGAUACAAACAAUUACCACUAUGUUGUUGGACCUGCUGAAGUGUACCCGCAUCAGUUCACGUUUAACAAUUCCAAUUAUUCAACCGGAGCAAGGGUUCGAAAGGUAUUUUCACUAUCAAAGAGUUUGGCCCAUCCUGUUUUUCUGCAGUAUAGACUUGUUGGAUUCUAUCAAAAUCACCGUCGAUAUUCUUUUUCGAGAGAUAUUGGUCAAAUGGUGAGUGGUGGGGAUUCUGUUGCGACAGAAUGUGAACCGUUUAGGUAUCCUGGCGAAUUUCAAGGACGGAGUGUUGAGGGCCAAUAUUUCCCAUGUGGGGCGAUUGCAUGGAGUUUCUUCAAUGAUUCUUUUUCUUUAUACCAAAUACCGUCGACAUCGGCAACUGACAGUGUUGAAGAAACACUUGAUGGUGCCAAACUCAUUUGCUCUGGAGCAGCAUUUGAUCACCUCGGUAACAACUUGGAGGAAGGUAACCUUUGUGAGAAAAAAGGAAUAGCGUUGCCGAGUGAUGUGCGUUUAUUUCAACCUCCAUCAAACAUAGAAUCUCAAAGAUCUCUGUGGAAGUGGGGAGGAGAUCCUGAGGCUACUGACCCUUAUAAAAGGUCAGGAUACUAUUAUGAAGAGGCUGGUCAUCCGAUUCCCACCACUGCAGAUGAAGAUUUUCUUGUCUGGGCCUCUUUAUCUUACAAGCCUGACUUCACAAAAAUGUAUCGGAUUAUAACAACAGACUUGAUACCAGGAGAAUAUGUUGUUGAUAUUGUGGAAAACUUUGACGUGAGCUCUUUUUCCGGUGAAAAGUAUGUUGUUCUGGUGACACGCAAUUGGAUAGGAGGAAAAAACUACGCCUUGGGUAUAUUGUUCCUCGCUAUUGGUUCCAUCUCUUUUGUACUUGCUAUGAGUGUUGUCAUUGUUCAGUACAUUUUUUGGAGAAGCUCUGGGCUAUAG